Messenger RNA from Cryptomeria japonica (Japanese cedar), 585 nucleotides. Its product is annotated as putative pentatricopeptide repeat-containing protein At3g23330. The transcript is spliced from 3 exons. NCBI's taxonomy places the organism in Eukaryota, Viridiplantae, Streptophyta, Pinopsida, Cupressales, Cupressaceae. The coding region runs from base 1 to 585 and encodes 194 amino acids. Gene Ontology annotation, molecular function: RNA binding; protein binding. The record is from RefSeq and is a predicted model, not a curated record. Gene Ontology annotation, biological process: RNA modification.
AUGGAGUUUGCACGCCAAAUGUUUGACAAAAUGUCUCAACGAGAUGUUAGCACCUGGACUUCGUUAAUCACAGGAUAUGCUCACAAUCGACAUUAUGAAGAAGCUCUGCAGCUAAUUGAACAAAUGCAUAGCGAAGGCGUAUUACCCAGUAAGUUUACUUUCGCUAGCGUUUUAAAAGCAUGUGCGGAGUUGACGGAUUUGGAAUGCGGUAAAGAGAUUCAGGAUCAGAUUAGGAAGAUGGAGAUUGAGAUUGAUGUUGCUGUGGAGAAAGCACUUAUUGAUUUGCAUGCAAAAUUUGCUAACACUAAAGACGGUAGUCACCAGAAUAGGAUGAAUGAACAGGCGCUGAAAUUUGUAUUUCCGAUACGGAGUGCAGGGGGAGAUUUAGGAAAGGGAAAGCAAGUUCAUGGUCAUGUUUUCAGAACUGGGUUUGAUUUGAAUGGUGUUGUUGGUAAUGCUCUUUUUAACAUUUAUUCCAAAUGCAGGAAUGUAGUUGCUGCACGCCAUGUGUUUGACAGAAUGACAAACCACAGAUUUGGAUUGCCAAACGGGAUGGCUUUUGGAUUUGUUCCUAGUGAAGCAUAA